AUGAUUCUCGAGAUUCUCGGCCUGUUGUUCUUUUCAUAUCUGUCAUGGAGCAUUAUCUUCGGACGAUACUCCCGCCGCGGCUGGUACUUUGCCGACCGGUGGGAAUCGCAUCGUCGCUAUGGCCCAAUCUGGGCAAUCGUCACUCCACGCGAUGUCUACGUCAACGUCGCCGACCCGGAGGCCAUUCAUGAUAUUUUCCAGCGUCGAACCGACUUCAUCCGGCCCAGUCACCUGUACAAAGUGUUGGAAGUUUAUGGGCCAUGCAUAUCUACGGCCAGUUGGACGGACUGGCCACGCCACCGCAAGGUCCUUGCCACUCCGUUCAAUGAGACAUGGGAUGGUGCCGCUGAAGGUCAAAUCACCAGUGUCGCCAAGGACACGCGCACCUUAUCCCUCAACGUCCUUGCUGCGACUGGCUUUCGCAAGUCGUUUCCUUUCCAGAGUGCUAAUGACCACCCCGUAGCUCAGGAGCCUCAUUCCACUCCUAGAAAAGAGGACGCAGAUUCCCCGGUUGCAUCGGCAGGCUACCGUGACGCUCUUCAAACAGUCCUGGACAACUGCAUUUUUCUCAUGGUCUUGGGACGGAAAUGGCUGGCGCUUCCCUUCGCGCCUCAAUCGUGGCGUCAAAUUGCCAAAGCAGCCGAUGACUUUCAGCGAUACAUGGUGCGUAUGUUGGAUGAAGAGACCAAGGCUUUAAAUUACGGACAGGCUGGCAGUGGGGGUCUGAUGACAUCCUUUGUGCGGGCCAUGGACCUAAAACAGAAGGCAGAUGCGGAGGGUGGGACUGCAGCUUCGGGCUCCCCACCCAAGGGCCUUACGGUGGAUGAGAUAUUCGGGAACAUUUUUGUUAUCAACUUUGCGGGCCACGAUACCACCGCCAACACCCUUGCCUUUGGCUUACUCCUGCUGGCGGCAUAUCCCGAAGUUCAAGAUUGGGUGGCUGAGGAGCUGCAGGGACUCACUGACGAAGAGAUCAAGAAUCACUAUGCUGAUCUCUUUCCACGCCUUCGGCGCUGUCGAGCCAUUUUGCUCGAGACUCUCCGCCUGUUCCCCCCAAUUCAAUCCUUGCCGAAGCGGACCAGUAGCGAGCCGCAAUGCCUUCAAGUCGGUGGUCGGACGAUUGUCGUCCCCAACGACGUUGGAGUCCACCCCAGCCUACUAACGAUGCACAUCAACGCUCAGUAUUGGAGCGAAGCCAUGGCCUGGAAGCCUUCGCGCUGGAUCACGGUCGCCGAAGCAUCCGAGCGGGUCAUCACCCCCGCACGGAGCAGCUUUUUGCCCUGGUCGGACGGACCACAGAACUGCCCUGGGAAUAAGUUCUCACAGGUGGAGUUUGUCGCCAUCAUGGCCAUACUCCUGCGAGCGCAUCGCAUCGAUGCCAUCGCCAAUCCCGGCGAAAGUUUCCGGGAAACCCAAGCAAGGGUGCUGGCGACCACGCAGGAUGUGGACAUGCAGUUGCUGCUCCGCAUGAAGGAUGCGGAUCGCGUGCGGAUGGUGGUACGUCGCGUAGCUUAAGGCAUUUUGCAGGCUGUGCAACUGCCUUUCGUUCGACAACUAUCCGAGUGGUGCUUCAAAUUAUAUCUGUACUGGAGAUAGGUCCUCCCUUGUAUUAGUGCCCGAGGUUCUCUUCCUUCAAUUUUACGGCAGAUCUUGUUUCUUUUCCUAGGUAUUCAGAUUAGGUAUUACUUCACCUUAGCGUUAACAACGUC
Aspergillus japonicus CBS 114.51 is the source of this 1709-nucleotide messenger RNA. RefSeq names its product cytochrome P450. Gene Ontology annotation, molecular function: iron ion binding; monooxygenase activity; oxidoreductase activity, acting on paired donors, with incorporation or reduction of molecular oxygen. The transcript is spliced from 5 exons. NCBI's taxonomy places the organism in Eukaryota, Fungi, Ascomycota, Eurotiomycetes, Eurotiales, Aspergillaceae. The record is from RefSeq and is a predicted model, not a curated record. The coding region runs from base 1 to 1515 and encodes 504 amino acids.